Messenger RNA from Chanos chanos (milkfish), 1402 nucleotides. Its product is annotated as CDGSH iron-sulfur domain-containing protein 1. NCBI's taxonomy places the organism in Eukaryota, Metazoa, Chordata, Actinopteri, Gonorynchiformes, Chanidae. Gene Ontology annotation, molecular function: 2 iron, 2 sulfur cluster binding. The record is from RefSeq and is a predicted model, not a curated record. The coding region runs from base 83 to 421 and encodes 112 amino acids. Gene Ontology annotation, biological process: regulation of autophagy. The transcript has 3 exons. Gene Ontology annotation, cellular component: intracellular membrane-bounded organelle; mitochondrial outer membrane.
CCGUCAAGAGAGGACAAGUUCAUGUAGGCAACUGACCUUGUGAUAAAAUACUUCUCUUACCCUAACCAGCGUAAAAAAAAAGAUGUCAUCUCCGCAGCUGCCAGGGUUAUCAUCAUUACCAAAACCAUUGCUCAACUCUGGAUUUCGGAUAUCCAAAGUGGCUGCCAUGCUGGGCACCUACCUGAUCAGCAGGUACUUCAGUACGCCCAGUGGUCAGAAGAGCAAAGUCAACCUGUCUCUGAAUAAAGACAGCGCUAAGGUGGUGCACAGUUUUGACAUAGAGGACAUCGGCUCCAAAGCUGUCUACUGCCGGUGCUGGAGGUCUAAGAAAUUCCCUUAUUGUGACGGCUCACACAGCAAACACAAUGAAGAGACUGGAGAUAAUGUUGGUCCUCUCAUCAUUAAGAAGAGAGAUGCUUAGGUGGGGAUUCUCUCUUAGAUUCUGUGGGUGACGGUUUUGUGUCUACGUGUCUGUGCGUUUUUGUUAAUGUGUGUGUGCAAUGCUAUAAAAUUAAUUUAACAACCAAGACAGUAGGGGGCGCUAAGUCACUGAGUGGCUUACGGGAAGGAAUUUCUGAAAACUCUGCUUGGCGUGAUGCUCUCGGCAACAGUAAAAUUUUACAUAGCCAUUUUAAAAUGAGCGUUGCUUUAAAAGUUUCAAAAUAUACUGAACCUAAAAAAAAAAGUUAUUUUACAGCAUUGCAUCUCUGAAUGAGAAAAUUAAUUGAAAUCAUAAAUUUGUCAUUGUUUAGCUUAUAGUGCAGUCACUGACGUGACCUGCUGAAGUUGUUGGCUCAAUUUUAUCAUGAGCCAGAUUUACUCAGCUUUGUUCCAAAUCUACGCAGACAGAGUAAAACGGGGCAGACUACUCCAAGUGCACUCUUCACUUAAAGGACAGAUGAACCACUCAGCGAUUUAACAUACCAGUUUGACUUCAUUUCUCCAUAUCAAACUAUGUCUAUAACAUGGGUUUGAAUUGGAGUUUAGUGAUUCAGUACUGUAACUGAGGUUUACAACUGGAAGGCACUGACAUGACAUCACUGUGUUUCAUUUGCUCCAUCUGUGUUUCAGGCACUUUUCAAGGCAGGUAAAAUCAGAGGUACUGCUCAUCUACAUUAUUCUGAAUGUUCUCAGAAGAUUGCACAAAUGAAUAUUUUUGUUCAGUGUUGAUUUUAAAGAAAUGAAUACGCAUUGAUAAAAUAAUCUGUGCAUAUGUAGUAUUUAAAAAUAUAUUGUCCCACUUCUUUGAGGCAUUUGAUGUGACUCUACUGUUAGAAAUGAUACAUAUGUUUUAAUGUUUAAGAAAUCUAUUUUGUCUCAUUUUAAUGAUCAAACUGAUGAUAAUACUAUGUUUUCAUGUGCAAACAGAGUUAUAUUUUGAAUAAACAUUGUCUCAAGUGAU